Lentinula edodes (shiitake mushroom) is the source of this 819-nucleotide messenger RNA. RefSeq lists its product as uncharacterized. Bases 1 to 819 code for a protein of 272 amino acids. The record is from RefSeq and is a predicted model, not a curated record. The transcript has 3 exons. Lineage: Eukaryota; Fungi; Basidiomycota; Agaricomycetes; Agaricales; Omphalotaceae.
AUGACACCCUCUCGCCGUCCCAUGUCCCCGCGAGAACGCCAGUCCAAACGCUCUGGCUCCAGCUCACCCUAUGCCUCCGCUCACUCGAUGCUCACGCGGACUCGGGCUCGAUAUAAUAAUCGUGAGCUUGAACCGCCACUUGUUCCACCUUUGGCUCUCCUGCCUCCCGCAUUGUCUUCGUCCACUCACUGCGACUCGCGCAUCUCUCCGUCGCACGGUUCGUUCAGGCCUUCCGAACACUCGACGCUUGAGCUCGAGUCAUCGCUCGAUCUCCUGCCUCCCAUAGCUUCUUCGACUACUCACAUUCUUAGUGUCAUUGAUCAUCAUCAUGGUGACAUUGAUUCCUUCGCGGAUGCUAUCAAGAGUAUGGUUUUGGAAAGUCAUAAAGCAUUAGACCGAUGUAUCAGACAGGAAAUUAGUACUCGAGACAGCCAAAUCAAAGAAGAGCGAAGGUGGGCGGAGAAGAAUACUGAACUUGCAAAGGAGCAGGACGCUCGAAUGCAUGAACUGGAGCUUCACUGUGAAAAGAAAGAGCUUGCUUCGCGGCAGACAUUGGAGAAAUGUCAGGUGCAGUUAGAUGUACUUCGACGCCGAAUCAAGGACUCAAGGUCUGCCCGAGAACAAGAACAUCGUUGCCCUAUCUGCAUUGACUUGGCCUGGAACCCUCACUUUGUCUUGUGGGCAUAUGUUCUGCGCAAGGUGCAUCAGUCAAGUCAAGUUCACCGCACUCCAAUCUUUGGAAAUAUGUCGAUGUCCUAUCUGCAGGGCUCGCAUAUCACAGAAGCCAGCGCCAUCUCUGACUAUUCGCCAGGGCGUUGA